GGCAGCCCAGCUCCGCGCUCCGGGACCCGCGCCCGGUCCGCUCCCAUGCGGAGCCUCAUCCACUGACCUGGUGACGCCGGAAAGGUGUCUCCAGCCCCUAGGCCCCCACUGGUGCAGGAGUGACCGAGAGAGGCUGCAGCCAUGGCCGGGGCCUCAGUGAAGGUGGCAGUGCGUGUCCGCCCCUUCAACUCCCGAGAGAUGAGCCGGGACUCCAAGUGCAUCAUCCAGAUGUCCGGGAGCACCACCACCAUCGUCAAUCCCAAGCAGCCUAAGGAGACACCCAAGAGUUUCAGCUUCGACUACUCCUAUUGGUCCCACACCUCGCCUGAAGACAUCAACUACGCCUCCCAGAAGCAAGUGUACCGGGACAUUGGCGAGGAGAUGCUGCAGCAUGCCUUCGAGGGCUACAACGUGUGCAUCUUUGCCUAUGGACAGACGGGUGCCGGCAAGUCCUACACCAUGAUGGGCAAGCAGGAGAAGGAUCAGCAGGGCAUCAUCCCGCAGCUUUGUGAAGACCUCUUCUCCAGGAUCAAUGACACAACCAAUGACAACAUGUCCUACUCUGUGGAGGUCAGCUACAUGGAGAUUUACUGCGAGCGUGUGCGCGACCUCUUGAACCCCAAGAACAAGGGCAACCUGCGGGUGAGGGAGCACCCGCUCCUGGGGCCCUACGUGGAGGACCUCUCCAAGCUGGCCGUCACCUCCUACAACGACAUCCAGGACCUCAUGGAUUCGGGCAACAAGGCCAGGACCGUGGCAGCCACGAACAUGAAUGAGACCAGCAGCCGCUCCCACGCCGUCUUCAACAUCAUCUUCACGCAGAAGCGCCAUGACGCGGAGACCGACAUCACCACCGAGAAGGUGAGCAAGAUCAGCCUGGUGGACCUGGCCGGCAGCGAGCGUGCCGACUCCACCGGGGCCAAGGGCACGCGCCUCAAGGAAGGCGCCAACAUCAACAAGUCCUUGACCACGCUGGGGAAGGUCAUCUCCGCACUGGCUGAAAUGGACUCUGGGCCCAACAAGAACAAGAAAAAGAAGAAGACAGACUUUAUUCCAUACCGAGAUUCUGUGCUGACCUGGCUCCUUCGGGAAAACCUGGGCGGUAACUCCAGGACAGCGAUGGUGGCGGCCCUGAGCCCAGCAGACAUCAACUACGAUGAGACUCUGAGCACCCUGAGGUACGCUGACCGGGCCAAGCAGAUCCGUUGCAAUGCAGUCAUCAAUGAAGACCCCAACAACAAGCUGAUCCGAGAGCUGAAGGAUGAAGUGACCCGGCUGCGGGACCUGCUCUACGCCCAGGGUCUCGGGGACAUAACAGACAUGACCAACGCACUGGUGGGCAUGAGCCCCUCAUCCUCGCUCUCAGCCUUGUCCAGCCGGGCCGCCUCUGUGUCAAGUCUGCACGAGCGCAUCCUGUUUGCCCCGGGCAGCGAGGAGGCCAUCGAGCGGCUGAAGGAAACGGAGAAGAUCAUCGCUGAGCUGAACGAGACGUGGGAGGAGAAGCUGAGGCGCACAGAAGCCAUCCGGAUGGAGAGGGAGGCCCUGCUGGCCGAAAUGGGUGUCGCCAUGAGGGAGGACGGUGGCACCCUGGGUGUGUUCUCACCGAAGAAGACGCCGCAUCUGGUCAACCUGAAUGAGGACCCGCUGAUGUCUGAGUGCCUCCUCUACUACAUCAAGGACGGGACCACCAGAGUGGGCCGAGAGGAUGCCGAGCGACGGCAGGACAUCGUCCUGAGUGGGCACUUCAUCAAGGAAGAGCACUGUGUCUUCCGCAGCGACUCUCGAGGCAGCAGUGAAGCAGUGGUGACCUUAGAGCCCUGUGAGGGCGCAGACACCUACGUCAACGGCAAGAAAGUCACUGAGCCCAGCAUCCUCCGCUCAGGGAACCGCAUCAUCAUGGGGAAGAGCCACGUGUUCCGGUUCACCCACCCGGAGCAGGCGCGGCAGGAGCGGGAGCGCACGCCCUGUGCAGAGACCCCCGCAGAGCCUGUCGACUGGGCCUUCGCACAGCGGGAGCUGCUGGAGAAGCAGGGCAUUGACAUGAAGCAGGAGAUGGAGCAGAGGUUGCAGGAGCUGGAGGACCAGUACCGCCGGGAGCGUGAAGAGGCCACCUACCUCCUGGAGCAGCAGAGGGGACUCUGCAUGUGGCCGUCCUCCCAGGACUAUGAGAGCAAGCUGGAGGCCCUGCAGAAGCAGAUGGACUCCCGGUACUACCCCGAGGUCAAUGAGGAGGACGAAGAGCCCGAGGAUGAAGUCCAGUGGACGGAGCGGGAGUGUGAAUUGGCGCUUUGGGCCUUCCGGAAGUGGAAGUGGUACCAGUUCACGUCCCUGCGAGACCAGCUUUGGGGCAAUGCCAUAUUCCUCAAGGAGGCCAACGCCAUCAGUGUGGAGCUCAAGAAGAAGGUCCAGUUCCAGUUUGUCCUGCUCACGGACACACUCUACUCCCCGCUGCCCCCGGACCUGCUGCCCCCUGAGGCUGCCAAAGACCGGGAGACACGCCCCUUCCCCCGCACCAUAGUGGCUGUGGAGGUGCAGGACCAGAAGAAUGGGGCCACCCACUACUGGACGCUGGACAAACUCAGGCAGCGUCUGGACCUGAUGCGGGAGAUGUAUGACCGGGCAGCCGAGGUACCCUCCAGUGCCAUCGAGGACUGUGACAACGCAGUCACCGGCGGGGACCCCUUCUACGACCGCUUCCCCUGGUUCCGACUGGUGGGCAGUUCCCUCGUCUCUGGCUGCGACAGCUACCCUCUUCUCCACACAUGCAUGAGCGAGCGCAUGGCUGCUCUCACCCCCUCCCCCACCUUCUCGAGCCCCGACUCCUCCGAUGUCACCGAGCUGGCCGAGGAGCGGAGCGUGGGGGAGGAGGAGGAGGAGGACCUGGAGGACGACGCCGUCUUUCCGGAGCACGCGCUGUGCCACGUCCGGGACCCGUUUUACGACCGGCCCCCCCUGUUCAGUUUAGUAGGCAGGGCCUUUGUGUACCUCAGCAACCUGCUGUAUCCUGUGCCCUUGGUCCACCGCGUGGCCAUCGUCAGCGAGAAGGGUGAGGUCAAGGGCUUCCUGCGAGUGGCCGUCCAAGCCAUCUCAGCUGAUGAAGAAGCUCCCGAUUAUGGCUCUGGUGUUCGCCAAUCAGGAACCGCCAAAAUCUCCUUUGACGAUCAGCAUUUUGAAAAGUUCCAGUCUGAGUCCUGCCCCGUGGUGGUGAUGUCCCGCUCAGGGACUUCCCAGGAAGAACUGCGCAUUGUGGAAGGACAGGGCCAAGGUGCUGAUGCAGUGCCCUCUGCUGACGAGGUCAACAAUAACACCUGCUCAGCGGUGCUUCCUGAAGGCCUCCUAGACAGCCCAGAGAAAGCAGUGCUGGACGGGCCCCUGGACACUGCUCUGGACCAUCUCCGCCUGGGCAGCACCUUCACCUUCCGUGUGACGGUCCUGCAGGCAUCCAGCAUCUCUGCUGAAUACGCGGACAUCUUCUGCCAGUUCAACUUUAUCCACCGCCAUGAUGAGGCCUUUUCCACGGAGCCUCUGAAGAACACGGGCCGGGGUCCACCACUCGGCUUCUACCACGUCCAGAACAUUGCUGUGGAGGUGACCAGGUCCUUCGUGGAGUACAUCAAGAGCCGGCCCAUCGUCUUCGAGGUCUUUGGCCACUACCAGCAGCACCCGUUCCCGCCGCUGUGCAAGGGCGUGCUCAGCCCCCUGAGACCCUCACGCCGGCACUUCCCACGUGUCAUGCCACUGUCCAAGCCAGUGCCGGCCACCAAGCUCAGCACAAUGACAAGGCCCUCCCCAGGGCCCUGCCACUGCAAGUAUGACCUGCUGGUCUACUUCGAGAUCUGUGAGCUGGAGGCCAAUGGAGAUUACAUCCCGGCCAUGGUGGACCACCGAGGGGGGAUGCCCUGUAUGGGGACCUUCCUGCUCCACCAGGGCAUCCAGAGGCGCAUCACCGUGACGCUGCUGCAUGAGACAGGCAGCCAUAUCCGCUGGAAGGAAGUGCGCGAGCUGGUCGUGGGUCGUAUCCGAAACACCCCGGAAACGGACGAGUCUCUGAUCGAUCCCAACAUCUUGUCUCUCAAUAUCCUGUCAUCUGGGUACAUGCACCCGGCCCAGGACGACCGGCAGUUUCUUGAUUCGGACCUGCCUAGAACCUUCUACCAGUUCGAGGCCGCCUGGGACAGUUCCAUGCACAACUCCCUCCUGCUGAACCGGGUCACCCCGUACAGAGAGAAAAUCUACAUCACCCUCUCCGCCUACAUCGAGAUGGAGAACUGCACGCAGCCCGCCGUGGUCACCAAGGACUUCUGCAUGGUCUUCUACUCGCGAGACGCCAAGCUGCCUGCUGCCCGCUCCAUCCGAAGCCUGUUUGGCAGCGGGAGCCUGCGGGCCUCCGAGAGUAACCGUGUGACGGGUGUAUAUGAACUAAGCCUGAGCCACGUGGCCGACGCAGGCAGCCCAGGGAUGCAGCGCCGGCGCCGGCGGGUUCUGGACACGUCGGUGGCCUAUGUGCGUGGAGAGGAGAACCUGGCUGGUUGGAGGCCCCGCAGCGACAGUCUCAUCCUGGACCAUCAGUGGGAGCUGGAGAAGCUCAGCCUGCUGCAGGAGGUGGAGAAGACUCGCCACUACCUGCUCCUGCGGGAAAAGCUGGAGACGGCGCAGCGGUCGGCCCCCGAGGCGCUGUCCCCAGGCUGCAGCGAGGACUCGGAGUCCCACAGUUCCUCGGGGGCCUCCUCCCCACUCUCGGCUGAGGGCCGGCCUUCCCCCCUGGACACCCCCAAUGAGCGGCAGCGGGAGCUGGCCGUCAAGUGUUUGCGCCUCCUCACACACACGUUCAACAGAGAGUACACCCACAGCCACGUCUGCAUCAGUGCCAGCGAGAGCAAGCUCUCCGAGAUGUCCGUCACUCUACUGAGAGAUCCCUCCAUGUCCCCUCUGAGUACUUCCACUCUCACUCCUUCUUCCACCUGCCCCUCCCUGGUUGAAGGGCGCUACAACUCGGACCUGAGGACCCCACAACUCUAUCCCCGGCCGGUCAGCCCGGAGCCCGAGCCAGUGUCAGACGUGGACACCAAGAAGCCCCCCUCCCCUGCCCAGGCCCUGGAGGCCGACAAGGAGCCCCAGCGCCUGCUGGUGCCUGACAUCCAGGAGAUCAGAGUCAGCCCCAUCGUGUCCAAGAAGGGCUACCUGCACUUCCUGGAGCCUCACACGGCCGGCUGGGCCAAGCGCUACGUGGUGGUGCGUCGCCCCUACGCCUACAUGUACAACAGCGACCGCGACAGCGUGGAGAGGUUCGUGCUGAAUCUGUCCACUGCCCAGGUGGAGUACAGCGAGGACCAGCAGGCCAUGCUCAAGACGCCCAACACGUUUGCUGUGUGUACGGAGCACCGUGGGAUCCUGCUGCAGGCCAACAGCGACAAGGACAUGCACGACUGGCUGUACGCCUUCAACCCGCUGCUGGCCGGGACCAUACGCUCCAAGCUCUCCAGGAGGCGGUCUGCCCAGAUGCGGGUCUGAACGGAGCCACAGUCCUCCCCCCACCCAUACGUGUCUUGUCAUGUCGCCAGCCCUGCCCUCCAGACAGCGGACCGCCUGAAACACCUCAUCCUGGGAAGAAGCCCCUGGUCUCCCCGCCCAGCUGAGCGGCAGCCACACGACCCCUGUGCUCACGGCUGCAUUGUGUUUCUGGUGGUUUCUCUGGGGGGAGUAGGGGGAGGGAGGAGGGUG
Echinops telfairi (small Madagascar hedgehog) is the source of this 5721-nucleotide messenger RNA. It is a transcript of the gene KIF1A, whose product is annotated as kinesin family member 1A. The coding region runs from base 142 to 5511 and encodes 1789 amino acids. Gene Ontology annotation, molecular function: ATP binding; microtubule motor activity; microtubule binding. The transcript is spliced from 49 exons. Gene Ontology annotation, biological process: microtubule-based movement. NCBI's taxonomy places the organism in Eukaryota, Metazoa, Chordata, Mammalia, Afrosoricida, Tenrecidae. The record is from RefSeq and is a predicted model, not a curated record.